AUGAUGAACACUUCUAAUGGAAUGAUAUCGGCCCCAUCUUCAUCGUCUUCGCCGGCUGCGAAUCCUCAGUCGCCGGGGAUUAAGACUUAUUUCAAGACGCCGGAAGGGAAGUACAAGCUCCACUACGAGAAGACGCAUUCCUCUGGUCUCCUUCACUACGCACAUGGCAAAACGGUUACUCAGGUAACUCUAGCUCAGCUCAAGGAAAGAGCUGCUCCUUCGACUCCAACUGGUACUUCGUCGGGUUACAGUGCUAGUAGCGGAUUCCGAUCAGCAACAGCAAGAUUGCUUGGCACCGGAAAUGGUAACCGUGCGCUUAGUUUCGUCGGAGGUAAUGGAGGGGGCAAAAAUGUGAGCGCAAGUUCGAGAAUUAGUGGCUCCUUCGCUGCUUCUAAUUCCAGCACUUCGAUGACGAAUACAAACUUCGAUGGGAAAGGAACUUACUUGGUCUUCAAUGUCGGCGAUGCUGUUUUUAUUUGUGACUUGAACUCACAAGACAAGGAUCCAGUAAAGUCUAUCCAUUUUAGUAAUUCAAACCCUAUGUGCCAUGCUUUUAAUCCGGAUGCUAAGGAUGGGCAUGAUUUACUUAUUGGGCUGAAUUCUGGGGAUGUGUACACUGUAUCGCUUAGACAGCAGUUACAGGAUGUCUCUAAGAAGCUAGUUGGAGCACUGCAUUAUAAUAAGGACGGCUCUAACAAAGAAGGUGCCACUGAUUCAACAUUUCCUGCUAUAAGAGAUCCUACACAAUUUACAGUUGACAAAGCAAAAUAUAGCAAGAGUAAUCCUGUUGCGAGAUGGCAUAUCUGUCAAGGUUCAAUCAACAGCAUUGCAUUCUCAUAUGAUGGGUCACACUUGGCGACUGUUGGAAGAGAUGGUUAUCUUCGCAUUUUUGACUUCUCAACCCAGAAGCUAGUAUGUGGUGGAAAAAGUUAUUAUGGUGCUCUGCUCUGCUGUUCUUGGAGUAUGGAUGGAAAGUACAUUUUGACUGGAGGUGAAGAUGACUUGGUUCAAGUGUGGAGUAUGGAGGAUCGGAAGGUCGUGGCGUGGGGUGAGGGACAUAAUUCGUGGGUAAGUGGAGUAGCGUUUGAUUCCUAUUGGUCGUCACCGAAUACAGAUGGGUCAGGAGAGCAUGUCAUGUACCGGUUUGGAUCAGUUGGUCAGGACACACAGCUACUUCUCUGGGACCUUGAAAUGGACGAGAUCGUGGUUCCACUAAGGCGACCACCAGGAGGGUCUCCCACUUACAGCACGGGAAGCCAAUCGGCUCACUGGGACAAUGUCAUACCAAUGGGAACUCUUCAACCCGCUCCUUGCAAACGCGAUGUUCCAAAGCUCUCGCCGGUCAUAGCUCACCGUGUUCACACUGAGCCCCUCUCGGGUUUGAUGUUCACACAAGAAUCAGUCGUAACGGCUUGCCGAGAAGGCCAUAUAAAGAUCUGGACAAGGCCCAGUGUAUCAGAAACCCAAUCCAACAGCUCAGAAGCAACUUCUACAAUUGCACUCUUGAGCACAAGCUUCCCCAAAGACAACAAAGCCUCACUGAGCAGCAAGAUCGUUGGUUCUAUUAUUUAG
This is a messenger RNA of Thlaspi arvense, 1572 nucleotides long. The record is from the annotation of a GenBank genome assembly. NCBI's taxonomy places the organism in Eukaryota, Viridiplantae, Streptophyta, Magnoliopsida, Brassicales, Brassicaceae.